GUAGUGAGUCAUCUUCGCCAACAGAGCAGCUUUGUUCGGCGCGGCUGUACAGCGCUCAUGCCCGCGGUGGAGGUUUCUGACUCCGGGAGGAUGGACGGUGUGUCGCUGGGUCUGGUGGCCACACCGGCCUCGCCACGUCCAAACUGCAACACGGACUCGGAGGAGGACACGAUGGAUGGAGGGAUGCUCACCUUCAACCAGACGCACAUGAGGAAGGCUUUCCAGCUCAUGAACGACCUGAGGAGUAAAAAGAUGCUCUGUGACGUCCAGUUGGUGGCGGGGAGCGUUGAAGUGCCAGCUCACAGGGUGGUCCUGGCGUCCUGUAGCCCCUACUUCUGUGCCAUGUUUACAGGUGAUAUGAGUGAGAGUAAGGCCCGUCAGGUGGAGAUCAGAGAGGUGGACGGACAGACGCUGAGGAAACUGGUGGACUACAUCUACACAGCUGAGAUCGAGGUCACAGAGGACAACGUCCAGGUUCUGCUGCCAGCAGCCAGUCUCCUCCAGCUGAUGGAUGUUCGGCAGGUUUGUUGUGAGUUCCUUCAGUCUCAGCUUCACCCCACCAACUGUCUGGGCAUCAGAGCCUUCGCUGACCUGCACACAUGCACGCAGCUUCUCAACCAAGCCCACGCAUACGCCGAGCAGCAUUUCACUGAAGUGGUGCAGGGCGAGGAGUUUCAGGGCCUGUCUCUGCAGCAGGUGUGCAGCCUCAUCGCUAGCGACAAACUCACAGUUUCCACGGAAGAGAAGGUGUUCGAGGCCAUGAUAGCCUGGAUCAAGCACGAUAAGCCGGCUCGCCUGGAGCACAUGCCCAAACUGAUGGAGCAUGUCAGACUUCCUCUGCUGUCCAGGGAUUACCUGGUGCAGAUAGUCGAGGAGGAGGCUUUGAUUAAGAACAACAACACCUGUAAAGAUUUCCUCAUCGAAGCAAUGAAGUAUCACCUGCUGCCAGCCGACCAGCGGCACCUCAUCAAGACGGACAGGACCCGACCAAGAACGCCGAUCAGCAUCCCAAAAGUGAUGAUCGUCGUGGGCGGCCAGGCUCCUAAGGCGAUCCGCAGCGUGGAGUGUUACGACUUUCAGGAGGACCGAUGGUACCAAGUUGCUGAUCUGCCUUCAAGACGCUGCAGGGCCGGUGUGGUUUCCAUGGCCGGCUGCGUGUACGCUGUCGGGGGCUUCAACAGUUCACUGCGUGAGCGGACGGUGGACGUGUACGACGGAGGGAGGGACCAGUGGAGCGCGGUGGCGAGCAUGCAGGAGAGACGGAGUACUCUGGGAGCGGCGGUGUUGACGGAUUUACUGUACGCCGUGGGAGGCUUUAACGGAAGUAUAGGUCUGUCGACGGUGGAGGUCUACAACUCUAAAUCCAACGAGUGGAUUUAUGUCGCCUCCAUGAACACGAGGCGCAGCAGUGUGGGAGUCGGGGUGGUGGAUGGUAAGUUGUACGCAGUAGGAGGUUAUGAUGGAGCGUCUCGUCAGUGUCUCAGUACGGUGGAAGAGUACGACCCGGUCGCUGAUCAGUGGUGCUAUGUAGCUGACAUGAGCACACGGCGCAGCGGGGCAGGUGUAGGUGUGCUGGGAGGUCAGCUGUAUGCAGCAGGAGGUCACGACGGCCCUCUGGUGAGGAAGAGUGUGGAGGUGUACGAGCCACAGAUCAACAGCUGGAGGCCGGUCUGUGACAUGAACAUGUGCCGGAGAAACGCAGGUGUGUGUGCCAUUAACGGGCUGCUGUACGUGAUCGGAGGAGACGACGGCUCGUGUAACCUUUCCUCCGUGGAGUUUUACAACCCGGCCACGGACAAGUGGAGCCUCAUUCCCACAAACAUGAGCAACGGACGCAGCUAUGCCGGAGUCGCCGUGAUCGACAAACCGCUAUGACCAGAAGUCCCUCGCAGCGUCGACUCUGCAGACGGAUUCACAGAGACUCACGCUGACGUCUGAGGCUCCCUGGACACACGGAGGAGGAGGAGGAGGAGGAGCGGCGGCGCCCGAGAACAGGACGACCUCCACCCUUUGACGUCAUAAUCACGGCGGCAUCAGGAGACGUUUUGGACACUGACAUGGCUGCUCUGCAUCCACGGAGGAUGGCGAGCCGGGCGUGUAAGAGACUCGUCUUGGUUCUUAACGCCAAGCUCAUACCAAGAGGCUGUAUCAGCUGACUCGCACAGACUGGAAAGAAAAAUGGGGCCAAAUGGACUUUUAGACGCUCUUUGUGGGCGUGGCUUCACCUGGAAACCCGCACACAUCAUGCAACCUUUGUUUAAGCCCCGCCUCCAGAGAGCGGCGGUGUUUUUUUCUGCGUGGGGGGUUUCAGUGGCCUCGACCUUAAGAGCUGCAAGAUAUGUAAAAGAAUGUAAAAAAAAAAAAAAAAAAAAAAAACUCUUUAUAUGCAAAUCAGAUAUUUAAUAUUUUUGAGAUGUUUUUAAAGAUGUAGAGAACCACUGUGUGUGGCGUCACGCUCAGGCCCGACGAUCCGAUCGGACGCAGUAGGACUUGAUUCUGUUGUAGACACACUACUGAUGCACUGACUGACGGAGAGGAGGGCGGCGGGGAGACGUCUGCCCGUCUUCUCUGACUGACCAAUCACUGACCUGCUGAAACAUGAAGGCCAAUAACGCCAUCCAAAAUAGUACAAAAAAAAAAAAAAGAAGUGCCAGUUUUCUGAUCAGCACGCUGCUGGAGUCAAGAUGUGUUUUAAUCUCUAUAUGGCGGUUUUGUCAGGUGGUUUUCUAAAGGGGGGCGGGCGGGCGGGGGUCCACAUGCUCUGUAGAAAUACAAUAACAAGAUAAUAACGCGAGAGGCCGUCGAAUAAUUUCACAUCUUUUAAAAACAAAAUGUUUCAUUUUUCUCAGCUUAGCGUUUCGACUCAUUCAGACCACAGUGGGUGUUUUUGUUUUUGUUGUUUUUUCAGGUGUAAUUAUUAAGUUGACUGACGGGGUGCCACAGCUUCACCUUAUGAUGAUGUCAUCAGACGACCUCUUAUUAUUUUUCUGCCUCAUCCAGAAAUCACAGAGUAACUUGAAGCUUUCAGCUGUAAUAACAAAAAGUUACAUAAAAACAAAUCUUAACCACCA
Molecule: messenger RNA, 3071 nt
Organism: Labrus mixtus (cuckoo wrasse)
Lineage: Eukaryota; Metazoa; Chordata; Actinopteri; Labriformes; Labridae
Gene: klhl3
Product: kelch-like family member 3
Exons: 15
Coding region: 58-1875 (605 amino acids)
Molecular function (GO): protein binding
Source: RefSeq, a predicted model, not a curated record